This is a messenger RNA of Schistosoma mattheei, 5590 nucleotides long. The record is from the annotation of a GenBank genome assembly. NCBI's taxonomy places the organism in Eukaryota, Metazoa, Platyhelminthes, Trematoda, Strigeidida, Schistosomatidae.
AAUACAAAUAAAAGAAUGAUAUAAACCAGUGGUCGAUUUCUGUUAAUCCAUAAUAGGUGGAAAUUUAAAUAUUUAUAGUUUCGGUGUUUGUUUUAUUUUACUAAAACUUAGGGCGGUGCGAUUUGUGGUGAUUGUCACGUUGUUUUUGGAAUUCUAUUUAGCAUGGACCCUACUAGGGUAGUUGAGGCAUUAAGUAAUACUCUGUUAGCAGAAAAACAAGGAAAUGGAACAAAGAUACUUGAUGAAAUGCAUAAAAUUAUUGGAUUUGUUCCCACUCUAUUGAAAAUCAUCCUUGAAGAGAGUAUUGAUGUGGGAGUACGACAGGCGGCAGCCCUAUAUUUUAAAAACAACAUCUCUGAAUGGUGGAAGCCCGAUGAGUCAGACGAAUCUGGCGAAUUAAGAUUUUGUAUACAUGAGCAAGAUAAGCAAGCAAUCAGAAGUUCUAUUGUAGCAGCUCUUGUCUCGGCGCCAAUUCCUUUUCAAACUCAUCUCCAGGUUGCUCUUUCCAAAAUAAUUCGGCAUGAUUUUCCUACUCGUUUUGAAGAGUUCCCUGAACAAGUGAAGCAUUUUUUAGAAUCAAAUGAUCGCCAUCAUCUUCGAGGAGCUCUUCGUUGCCUUUAUGCUUUUGUUGAAGUGUAUACAUACAAAAAAAACGAUGAACGCGCAAAUACGGUUUCCACGAUGCAAGUUUUUUUCCCAAUCUUAUAUUCAACGUUGUCGAGUCUCAUCGUUGAAGAAUCCGAAGAUUCUUAUGUACUUCAGACGCUCAUUAUCAAAAUAUUCUUUUCAUUUAUAAAUUACCACUUCCCACUGGAUGCAAUGAAUAAACAGUUAUUUACUCAUUGGAUUGAUAUGUUCUGUACUAUCCUCGGUGAUUUCAAAGUGACUCAUUCGGACACUUCAAGUUCAACCUGGAAACGGCAAAAAUGGGCUUUAAAAAUACUUAACAGGGUUUUCACCCGUUACGGUAGUCCUGGCUCAGUCAUUAAGCUAUAUCAACCAUUCGCUGACUGGUAUCUUAAAGCCUUCUCAGGGCAAAUAAUAUCAGUACUUCUGAAUAUAUGUGAAGCAUACAGACAAAAAUCAUUCGUUUCCAAACCUGUGCUUAGUCAAACACUGGACUACUUUUCUUCGGCACUGGCUAACUCAUUUUCAUGGAAAUUACUACGGCCACACUUCUCUCUUUUGGUCCGUGAAGUUAUAUUCCCGCUAAUGUCAUAUACUGAAGAAGAUGCAGAAUUAUGGCAAGAAGAUCCAGUGGAAUACAUUCGAGCUGAAGCUGGUGAUUGGGGAUCGGUAUCUAGUCCAGCAAGUGCAGCAUCUACGCUUCUAAGUGAAGCAUGUGUUAAACGACGUGGUGUUCUCAAUAACAUAAUGCCGUUCUGCAUUCAUAUAUUAAGUUCCGAGAGUUCUCCUAUUGAGAAGGAUGCUGUUUUGCACAUGUACAUAGCUAUAGCUGAAAUCCUACUAAAAAAAGCUGCAUACAAGUCUCAAUUAGAAUCAUUUCUUGUAGGUCAUGUCCUUCCGACUUUGCAUGCUCCUGAAGGAUAUCGUCGUGCUAGGGCUUACAGAUUGCUGGAGAAAUUAUCAGAGGCUAAAUUCAAUGACCAAAAUAUAUUUGCCCAAGUUGUUGAUGAAGUGAGAAAAGCUGCAUGUUUUGAUUCGGAAUUACCGGUUCGUGCGUUUGCUGCACUCUGUCUCUCAGAAUUAGUUCGGUGUCAAGAAACUGCUCAUCAAUUUGUGGCUCCUCAUCUACGCGAACUCUUGAUAAGUUUAUUGGAGCUUCUUCGGCAAACUGAAUUUGACGAUUUAAACAGUGUAAUCGAAAUAUUAAUACAUACAUUUGAGAAAGAAAUAGUUCCAAUCGCUUCUGAAGUUAUGCAAACAUUGUCAGAUACGUUUCAUCAGCUCGUUAUUAAAUCCGAGUAUGAGUUAAAUAGAGAAUUAAUCGAGCUUGAGGAUACAGAAGAUCUCUUUGAGUACCGGUCAAUAGUUGCUACAAGUGUUUUAGAUAAUAUGGAGUCUAUUCUGCAAGUUGGUGAAGAUAAUGAAAACCUUGUUGCUCAGCUUGAACCUAUUGUUGUGCAUUUGAUUCAGUCUAUAUUCAACCAUAAAUUAAGUGUGUUCUUUGAUGAAGCUCUCACGUUCAUUUUCUCGCUGACAACUAACAAGAUUUCCCCACUUUUGUGGCAACUUUUCGAUCAACUCUAUCCUGUAUUCAAAAAAGAUGCUUGCGAGUGCUUUUCCGAAAUGAUGCCCUGUCUACAUAAUUACAUAACAGUGGACCGAGAGGCUUUCCUGGCAAAUACUUCACGUAUUGAACAAAUUACUGCUAUGUGUUUAGAGGUGUUCUCAAUGGAUGACCAAGAAAGACUACAAAUGCAUGCUGCAAAAUUACUUGAAGUUAUUUUACUUGAUUAUCGAGGUCAAGUGAAUCAGUAUGUACCAAAAUAUGUUGAGCUAGCACUUACACGUCUUACACGGCCGCUUGUUUCAAGUGAACUUAGAACACUCUGUAUGCAGGUGGUAAUUGCUGGAUUGCUUUACUCACCUAUGGAUAUGCUUCAUAUGAUGAUCGAGCAUCCAUGGCCUGGGACAGAGGUUAACAUUUUGUCCGAAUUCCUUAAACGAUGGAUUGAAGAUGCAGACUGUUUCCUUGGAUUGCAUGAUCGCCGCCUCUGUGUCUUAGGACUUUGUUUGAUUAUUUCUCUUCCGGUUGAUAAACGAACUGAUGCAAUUGUAACAUUCAGUGAAAAGUAUAUACCAUCACUUCUACUGCUAUUUUCUGGACUGAAAAAGGCGUACGCAACAAAAGCUUCCAAUCAAAAUGAAGAUGAUUCGGAUGAAGAAGAAUCUGAAACAGAGGAAGAUUUAGAGGGUAAAGCUUUGGGAAGCGAUGAAGAUGAAGUAGACGAAGAAAGUGUUCGUUAUUUAGAAAUGUUAGAGGCAACUAAAGAUUCAGAAGACGACGACGAUGAUGAUGAUGAAGAUGAGGACGAUGAGGAAGAAGAAACACUCGAGGCGUUCGACACACAAAUGGAUAAGUCUGAAUGUGAUAUGGAUGAAUAUGUAACGUUUUAUCGUGUAAUGACUGAAUUGGAAAGAUCUGAUUAUGCAUGGUAUAGUCAGUUGAUCAAUCAUCUUAGUGAAGAACAGCAAAAUGAUCUCAAAGGAGUGGUGGAUACUGCUCUGAAAUGUAUCCAACAAAAAGGUGAAUUUAUAUAUAUAUUCUCUUCAUAUUUCAUGUGUUCAAGGAAAUAAUUAUAAGGUACUGAUCAUAUUUAAUUCAUGAAAACGCAUAAUGUGAUGUCCUGCAAUUCUGUGUUUGCUCACAGUAACAUCUUUAAUGGUCUCGUGUUUUUGCGAAUCAUGAUAUUUUAGCGCUUAAAUAUGCUAUAGCAAAACGCUAUUGUAUCUUCCAAAAAAAGCGUUACGUUGUGGUCAUUCAUUGUUUCCUCUUUUUUAUACGAAUUAGUUUAACAGGUAGUGAGUGGUUUGGUCUUUUCGAGACUUUCUGACUAAUCAUGAUUAUGUCAAGUGUGCACAUAUCAACUGACAACGACAACUGAAUUUGUGAAUAAAUUUGUUUUAUUAUCCAAGCUGACUUAAUAAACGUAGAGCGUGACUGUAGUGUGAAUUAGCUUAAGUUGACUCAAAACAUUAACAUGUCGAGGUAAAAUGGUGUAUAAAUGAUCGUAAAAAAGACUUCAUAUUAAGAAUGUGGUUGGAAAUGAUUGAAUAUAAAACUAUUUGGUAAGAGAUAAUGAAUACGUCUGGCUAUUGUAACGGAUUCUGAACAGUGUGACCUGACACCUAUUGGUUAUGAUCGCGUCAAUCAGGCAAUUUUCACCUACCAACAUGACGGAUUAACAACCGGUCAGUCAGUGGGUUCAUGAACUAAUGAAACUUUCUGAUAUGGUUGUCGUUGUUUUGAUCCGGUUUCUGAGGUUCUACGUUGGGUAUGACUAACUAUCCGUUAUGCGUGGUCUAUAGAGUAUCAGGUACGAAAUUGAGAGGACGAAAAACAAGUGUCCGACGCUGUAACCGAUUUGAUAAAUAUGAAUGAUCCACGCAGGGGAGUUGGAAAACCCUGAUUACAAACCAAUGGCACACAUGGGCUACAGGAUCCUGAGGGAACAAAUGGCGUAUGAACCUAUUGUUCGUCACCGGCUACUAUGGAACUUCAUCUGACGUUGCUACACUGCCUUGUGGAUCAGACCUUUAAGUCGAAGGUUCCGGGCGUGCCCCUCUGAGAAAACCACCUGUUUCAGGCUGGACACUCGGGCAGUAUCAUAGCCCACACACGAAUCAAAUGAGAUUUGUGUGGCGCAUAUGUAUUCGGUGCUCAUUUGUACCAAUAUAUAUAUGUCUAAAUAAAAUAAAUGCAGCAUUGAUACACGACACCAUUCAUCAUGGUACUGUAAGGAUCUAUUAGCAGAGUGCAAAUUCUUCACAUAGUUGAGUAUGAAUCAGAAUACAUUUGAAUCAUUAUGGUUGUUUGUAAUUUACUCACUUGAUUUCAAGAUAAAUAUAUUUUCAAUUUAGUUCAGAUUGUCUUCAUUAUACACAUACAGUAUAUCUCGUCUGUUUCUCAUAAAUCUAACAAAAUAUUUUCCAAUUUAUAUUUCAGAGUCUAAAAUUAUUGAACAAGCUGGAGGAUAUACUUUUUCACCAACUAUCCCUAGUAGCUUUGAUUUCGGUUCACCUAAUGGACAACUUAAAUAAUCUAUGUGUUAUAAACUCGGUUGUAAGGAAUUGAGUAUUAGUUUAUGAUACUUUUUUUCUCUGUAUAGGAUAUGUUAUAGUCUAAUAAACAUGUAAACAAAACUUUCAUAAUUACAAUUUAUUUAACUCCAUUAAAUGUGCGCGCUACCCAUUGUGCUAUUUCUAUUUCAUAAAUAAUCUGGUAACUAUAAUUUUGUUCUCUCUUCAGUUUGUUUUCCUUUUAUCAUUGUACACAUGUAUUCUUCUUCGUCUUUGUCUUCUGUAUGCUCUUAUUGUCAAUGUUUACUAUUUCUAACUUUGUAUUUCUUGUUCAACUUACACUAAUCCAUGAUCUUUGUCUGUAAUGUUUCUAUUCUUCUCCCCCAUUCGUAAAUAUUCCAUAUUGCACACACAUAUAUAUUUGUGUUUUGUUCUUUUUUUUUCCAUUAAUCAAUGCAUGAAAUAAAAAACUAACCAAAUACAUAAUUCGUGUUCAACAAAGAUUUGAUUGUGACUUAUUUGUUGGUAAAUAUUUUUCUUAUGUAUUCGAAGAAAAUUGUGUUUUUUUGUUUUUAUAUUCCUGUUUUUUCAAUAUUAGUUCCCCCUUCUUUCUUUUUUUCCCCAAAAAAAGAAAAAAAUCUUGUUAACGACUGCAUUAUAAAGCUGUGGUUAAUUUUCUUGCUUAUUUUUGCUCUUCUUUAAGACAUUCAAUUUCUCAGAUCAUUGCUUUUUGAAAGAAAUAUAUAUAUAUAAUUAGUACAGUGUUAUAAUCCUCUAUGAAAUUUGAUUUGCUUUUACAAAAUAAAAUCUAUUCAGUUUUGCUUUGUAGUGUAUUUUUUGUUUGUUUAACGAUUAAAUUACUUGAUGUGAUGUACUGAACAACUCC